Microthlaspi erraticum is the source of this 1539-nucleotide messenger RNA. Lineage: Eukaryota; Viridiplantae; Streptophyta; Magnoliopsida; Brassicales; Brassicaceae. The record is from the annotation of a GenBank genome assembly.
AUGGAGAUAUCAGCUACGUUAGUAACAGUUUCAGUAGCUAUAGCUGUUGUUUCGUGGUGGGUAGGGAGAACUUUGAAGUGGGUUUGGUUUAAACCAAAGAUGCUUGAGAGUUACCUGAGAAGACAGGGUCUUUCCGGAACUCCUUACACGCCUCUCGUAGGCGAUUUGAAGAUGAAUUACAGUAUGAUGAUGGAGGCAAGAUCCAAACACAUCAAACUAACGGAUGAUAUCACAUCACGUGUCUUGCCCUUUCCCUUGGAAAUGCUCAAGAGUCACGGAAAGACUUUCUUUACAUGGCUUGGAACUACACCAGUCAUCAACAUAAUGGAUCCUGACCAAAUCAAGGAAGUGUUCAGCAAAGUUUAUGAUUUCCAGAAACCGCACACAUUUCCUUUGGGCACCGUGAUAGCCCAAGGACUCGCUACUUAUGAUGGUGAUAAAUGGGCAAAACACAGAAGAAUCAUCAACCCGGCUUUCCAUCUUGAGAAGAUUAAGAAUAUGGUACCUGCGUUUCACCAGAGUUGCAGCGAGGUUGUUGGCCAAUGGGACAAGUUAGUGUCGGAAAAAGGGUCGUCCUGUGAGGUGGACGUUUGGCCUGGGCUGGUGAGUAUGACGGCAGAUGUGAUCUCUCGUACUGCUUUUGGAAGCAGUUACAAAGAAGGGCAGAGGAUAUUUGAGCUCCAAGCGGAACUAGCACAUCUCAUUAUACAAGCUUUUCUGAAAGCUUUCAUCCCUGGAUAUAUUUAUCUCCCAACGAAGGGUAAUAGAAGGAUAAAAGCAGCAGCCAGAGAAAUACAAGAUAUACUGAGAGGGAUCGUUAGCAAAAGGUUAAGGGCGAGAGAAGCCGGGGAAGCACCAAGCGAUGAUCUACUGGGUAUACUUCUUGAGUCGAAUAUGGUUCAAGGUAAAGGAAAAGGAAUGAGCACUGAGGAUGUGAUGGAGGAGUGCAAGUUGUUUUAUUUCGCCGGGCAAGAAACAACUUCUGUGCUUCUGAAUUGGACAAUGGUUCUGUUAAGCCAACACCAAGACUGGCAAACUCAAGCUCGAGAAGAAGUGAAGCAAGUUUUUGGCGAUAGAGAACCUGACACAGAAGGCCUAAACCAGCUCAAAGUUAUGACGAUGAUACUAUAUGAGGUUCUUAGGCUAUAUCCUCCACUAGCUCAGCUGACCAGAGCCAUUCACAAAGAGAUGAAGCUUGGCGACCUGACGCUACCAGGCGGUGUUCAAAUCAAUCUACCUAUUCUGCUAGUGCAACGCGACACUGAGUUGUGGGGCAACGAUGCAGCGGAAUUCAAGCCGGAGAGGUUCAAAGACGGUGUGUCAAAGGCAACAAAGAACCAAGUCUCUUUCUUUCCCUUUGCGUGGGGACCAAGGAUCUGCAUUGGUCAGAACUUUGCCAUGCUAGAGGCUAAGAUGGCAAUGUCAGUGAUUCUACAGAGGUUCUCCUUUGAGCUCUCUCCUUCUUAUGUUCAUGCGCCUUACUCAGUCAUCACCCUUCACCCACAGUUCGGUGCUCAUCUUAUCCUGCACAAGCUAUAA